Molecule: messenger RNA, 222 nt
Organism: Strongylus vulgaris
Lineage: Eukaryota; Metazoa; Nematoda; Chromadorea; Rhabditida; Strongylidae
Source: the annotation of a GenBank genome assembly
UUGUUGCCUAAUACCUGCUUUUUCUAUGUGGAUGAAGACGAAGAUGAAUUGCGCAUCUACGCUCAGGAAGGCAUCCUGAAACGUCUCAUGGAAGAGAAAGCGAUGAUCGAGCAGAAAGCGAUGAUCGAGCGUCAGAUGGGCAAUAUCUCCAUGGAAUGGGGCAGCGACAGCGUUCGAACAAGUAUCGAUGAAACUUCGGACAUCAUCGUUGAAAGAUUUUGA